AUGGCGCCUGCUGAUCGCCGCGAACAUCGACAACAGCGCGUGCGCGGUGCAGGGCCUUCGACUGUCCAGGCGUCUUUUGGUUUCAACUUCGGCGCUCUGGGCGCAAAGCAAGCUUCCCUUCCCCCUCAGCGCUCUGGGAGACGGUCACGAACACCUGUACACAACACGCCGCGCAAUGUAGCCGGAUCAGCGAGACGGCACCGCAGCGUGUCAGCACAACGAAGCGUAAAAUCGCAACGUAAUGGUACACCUAUGAACAAUGAUGCUACGCCGCGACUAGGAAAGAGAAAGCGCGGAUCGUCGCAGCCAGUACCGGACGCUAGCCACGAGGAGGACGAUGAAUUGAGUCCAGACCGCGCUGAGAAUCUGCGCUCUGUUGAGAAGAGUAGGAGAGUCGCUCGACCAGUGUCUCUAGUACGUGAGGAACCGGACGAGGCGCCAGAUGAGUUGUCGAUUAUAGACGAGGUCCCAGCCACAGCCAGCAGGACGCCAGGCAACGUGACAGGCCUGACGAACCGUGCCACCCCAUCGGCAAUUUCACGUCAACAGACAUCUCGAAGGUCAAAGUCCACGGACAUCGUUCCCGUCACGCCGGGCAUGCAACCACAUAGCAGCUCCAGACACUCGUUCGUACUGUCGACAACAGUAGAGAAUACGGCGUCGAACGCUUCACAACCCGACGACGAAGAUGCAGACGAGCUCUCGCCGCCACAGAUCGACACCACCACUCCAAGAAUAGUGUCGAGAGUAUCAAUACCAAAUGAUACACCCCGUGAAGGCGAAGAGGAGGAGGUUGACGAGCUGUCACCUACACAGGCAACCGUAUCGACAGCAAUAGCAUCAGUCGUCCGAGGUCAAACUUCAGCAACCCCCGUACCUGUGCGGAGCGUCGUGCGUGGCAGGCCGCGCAAGGCUGCCCAAGCGACCGAGAUCGAAGCUCUAGUCCUACCGUCAACGCGUAAACCCACACCCAAACGGAAUGCGAACGCGGUGAUUGCAGAAAAAGAGGGCGACGAACAACAAGACGAGCUGUCCCCAGGGAAUGAACGAACGACACAGGCGACACCGAAACUUGCGAGACUAGUUGAAGAGGAGGCCCAUGGGUCUGAAGAAGAGUCAGACGUGUACGAGGAGGAAUCAGAGCCCGAGGAGGAUACUCGAGAGCCAACGCCUAAACCCGUCGCCAAACACAUAUCUCCAAAGCAGGCACAAUACGCAAAACCCAGCGAGAAGCCGCCACGUAAACGACAGAAGAUCCUUGGGCCUAAGCUUGCAAUCUCGGUCAUGCGUAUGAAAGGUUAUGGGGUGCGAGGUAUCACCGUGGCGGACACGACACGUACCCUCAUCGAAGAAGCGAUUGACCAUCGCCUAGGCAGAAUGUUGGGAAAGAUGCAGGCAUCACAAGAUUCAGCACGCCGAAAAGAGAUGCGAAGUGAAAUCAAUCUGGCUUUGUCGUUCAAAGAGAGUCUGGACGAGAAGCUGCUCGAUCUACAAGACGCCAACGACGUUCUGACGACCAACCUGAAGAAAAUGAAGAUAUUCAAGCGCGACAAUGCCGAGCUUCGGAAAGAUAUAUUAGCCCUGCAGAAUGGUCGACAGGAAAUAGCUCUCGAGCACGAUGAUGUUCAGGCCGAGUUUGAGGCGGAAAAAUCAAGAGUCGAGGCUCGAAAUAGCUUAAGUGCCAAUUUGUUCGACAUCGAAGCUGCUAUCCAGAACGGCCGCAAAAAGGCGAAGCAUGAGCGAAGAGAAGACGAGGGCCCGGAUGUGCCAUUGAGCAUGCUGCUUGAAACCGUCAGCAGAGACGUAGGCUCGGUUGGCGGAGGGCUUUUCGCCAACGUAAAGAGCUUCAACAGUGCGUUGGAGAGGGCGGCAGGCUGGCUUGAAGGCAGGGCAUAG
Ascochyta rabiei is the source of this 1896-nucleotide messenger RNA. RefSeq lists its product as uncharacterized. The transcript is spliced from 3 exons. The record is from RefSeq and is a predicted model, not a curated record. NCBI's taxonomy places the organism in Eukaryota, Fungi, Ascomycota, Dothideomycetes, Pleosporales, Didymellaceae. Bases 1 to 1896 code for a protein of 631 amino acids.